Messenger RNA from Eurytemora carolleeae, 2709 nucleotides. RefSeq names its product RYamide receptor. The record is from RefSeq and is a predicted model, not a curated record. The transcript is spliced from 16 exons. Gene Ontology annotation, molecular function: neuropeptide Y receptor activity. Gene Ontology annotation, cellular component: membrane. Gene Ontology annotation, biological process: G protein-coupled receptor signaling pathway. NCBI's taxonomy places the organism in Eukaryota, Metazoa, Arthropoda, Copepoda, Calanoida, Temoridae. The coding region runs from base 424 to 1713 and encodes 429 amino acids.
UUAAACAAUCGUCACUCUAAUUUUCCAAUCUUUACAAUAUGCUAUUGUAAACUUUAGAUAUUUCAAAACAAGACUUUAGCUAAUCAUAUAGUUAUCAAAGUUCUACUACGUCAGGUUGCAAAGAUAAAUCCAUUAGAUAAUCACCAUUACAAAUGCAUAAUAUAAUUGAUGUGCUAAAAGUGAUAUAGUUUUAAAAUGCUAGAAUAAGUUCUCAGAGUUUGUGCGGCGCCUUUGAAAAUAAAAAAAAAACUUUAAAGCUCUUGAAAACCGAACCAACUUAGAAUUGUCCAUCAAUAAGGAGAACAUAUCUUUAUAAAAAUUGAAGGCCAAUAAAAUUUUUUUUUACGUACAAUAACUCAUGUCGUAUCUAUCAUGUGAGAAUCUCCGAUCUGGCCCCGAAGUAAGGUUUUGAUUCAGGGCACUAUGGAAGAUAUUUAUCUGAUAGAAGGGAACCAGACCAAUUCCAGUUUAGAAGAAGUUCUGCUUAUUGAGAAUUCAACCUACUGCCUGCAUAUUCAGCUUAGUGCGUAUAUAAGAUGUUAUGGAUUGGAUGAGAAGGAUUAUCUAAAGAUCAGUAAUUUAAUUGAUGACUAUUGCUGGCAUGAAGAAAGAAAUAUGUUUAUUAUCUGUAAUCCUACUCUACCCUUAUAUCAGAUUCCUGAGUUAAUGGUUCUUGUACUGUGUGUACUGUAUGGUUGUGUAGCUGUUUGUGCAUGCGUGGGAAAUCUUCUGGUUGUGUACAUUAUUAUGGCCUCUAGGAGAAUGCAGACCGUGACAAACCUCUACAUUGGAAAUCUAGCAAUGGCUGACAUUAUUCUUGCAAUUUUUUGUAUUCCUUUCCAGUUUCAGGCUGCGUUGUUACAAAGAUGGAAUCUACCGGCAGUACUCUGUAAACUCUGUCCUUUUAUUCAGAUUUUAUCGGUAAAUGUAUCUGUUUGGACCCUGCUUGGAAUAUGCUUGGAUAGAUUUAAAGCAAUCAUUUAUCCACUCAGACUCAGACAAACUAAAACUAAAGCUUGGAUAAUAAUCAUAAGUAUCUGGGCACUAGGAUGCAUUUUAGCCGUUCCCUGGGGUAUUGUACAUAAAUAUCAACAGGUAAUGGAUGAAGUGAAUGGUGGAUUAAAACCAUUCUGUGCUGUUGAAUGGACAGUGGAUCAAGAUGAAAUUCAUUCAUGGCAAUCAGAUGUUUUUCAGGUGUACUGCAUUGUACUAUCUGUACUUGAGUACUAUGCCCCAAUACUUGUAAGCUCUAUUUGCUAUUCCAAGAUGGCGCAUAAACUAUGGAUUCAUAAAACACCAGGACAGGCUGAUAUAAGAAGAGAUGACAGAAUAAAUAAGAACAAGAAAAAGGUUAUCAAGAUGUUGGUUGUUGUUGUUGUUGUGUUUGCUAUCUGUUGGUUACCCUGGCAGCUGUAUCAUGUUGUUGGUAUUCUCUACCCAGCUAUAAAUAGGUAUAAAUAUAUAAAUGUUGUUUACAUCAUCUCUCACUGGUUGGCCAUGAGUAACUCCUGUUAUAAUCCGUUCAUUUACGCAAUUCUCAGUGAAAAGUUUCAGCGCGAAUUCCGCGUCCGACUCUCAAGAAUAUUUUGUCGAAGUAACGAAGACGACUCAACUGUUCCGCGCACAGACUCAGAUCUGGAGCAAACUGACAACUCUGCCAGAACAUCACGAGUUUCAAGACAUUUUAGUCGUAUAUUCAGACAACAAACUUAAUCAAAUUAAUAAUUAUUUAUUUUCAUGGAAAAAGGAAGAUGAGUUGGCAUUUUAAAUUUUAUCAAAUAAACAAAAUUAAGCACUUAAAUAUCACUUCUAAAAGUAUAAAUGGUUAGUUAAAAUUACUCUAAAAUCUUUUUUAAUGAGACAAUAUUUUUACAUUUUUAAAUCCUUUUUAGUUCCGCCAGUUUUCUUUCUUUUUAUAUUUUCAUUCUGGGAGCAAACAUUGUAAUGAAGUUAAAAUCCUCGGCUUUCCUCGCUUCCUCGGUAACUGCAAUCAGGAUUGAGGAGUACUGCAGCGGAUUCAAUCAGAAACCACGUGGAACAUUUCAAAUCAAAAUGGCUGUUUGUCAUAACUCCAAUAAAGUAAAUUUAAUGAAAAACAAAAAGUAGUUGAAUAUUGGUAUACUAUAUAAGUUGAACCGGUUUCACAUCAUCCAGACAGAACAAACACUAAGCCGAGAGAAUAUCAGAAAUAUAUGACGACGACAUUUAAACAUUUAUUUUCUUUAUUAUUCCUGCGAGGUGGGGUAAGCAUUACAGUUAAACUAUGCGAGGUGGGGAAACUUUUUUUAUUAAGAGCCACUUUUAAGAAAAUAAAAAUAAUUGAUUCAGAGAAUAUAAAUAAAUAACAAAUAUUUUAGAACAAAAUUUAGUUAUAGUUUAUAAAUUAUAACAAUUUAAAUGCUUAACUCCCUUAGAUUUUUGAACUGAAGAAUUCUUAUAUUUUAUAUAUUAUAUAAUAUGAAAACAAAAAAUGCCAAAUAUACACAUUAAGUAGUUUUUAUUGUACUGAAAUUUUUUAAUAUCACAAUUUCCUUACCAAUCAUCAUGGAAACAUUACAUAAAUUUUAGAUUUUAUUGAUUCUAAUAAAUAAAAAAUAAUAAUUUUAUCUUACUCUUUGUAUCCAAUACUGUCAAUACGGUUGAACCGAUUGGACCCAAAUUUUGUGAGACCGCACAUGGCCCUAGGGAAGGUUUAUGAAUGAACAAAAU